AUCAGAGACUCAUGUGUUUAUGAGAGCGGUGAGACGCGAAAACCUCAACGCGCUCAUUUAAAGUUGACUGUGGGCGUAGUGUUGUGGGCUAGUCCCGCGUCGCAGAGGGGAUGUGGGUGACCUUCACAUAAUACUAGAAGAUGUGAUUUUAUUUCUGUUCAUAUGAAUGAAGUCAGACACGUCGACGGACAGCAACAGUGGAAAUGUUUGAUGGCUUUUUGUAGUCAGGAUAUUAAGCUGUUUCUUAAGGAGGAAGGUCAUUUAAGAGAGAAAGUGGAAGUGUUUUAUCCAUUUGAAGAUCUCAACAGGAAAUCUCAGUAUCAGUCAAGACAGGAGCCUCUGCACAUUUAUCAGGGAAUCUGUCUACUUGGCCUGUUAAACCUAUAAGCUUUCCAUACAGACAAAAGGAGUCACUAUCAGUGUUUUAAACAUGGCAGCAGAUCUGGCUUUACUCACUGUUCUCGUCCAGCUUCUUGUUGAUUUGGUGACAAGUGACAGCAUUGACUUCUACAAUAUCAUGCCUGCUGUAGAAGCCACCCCGUACCCCAAGAGUUUCAAGUGCUUCACAUGUGAACAGGCCUUAGACAACUACAGCUGUAACCGCUGGGCAGAAGAUGUGUGGUGUCCUCAAAAUACUCAAUUUUGUAUGACAAUACACCACUUCAACCAUCAUGGAAAGACAAAAUUUGUUACCAAAAGAUGUGCUGUGCGUGAAGAAUGCCAGUUAGCUGGCUGUAGACAUCACAAAAAUACACACCAUGAGUGCAUAUCUUGCUGUGAAGGGAUGGUUUGUAACGUAGAGCUGCCGACCAAUCACAGUAAUGCAGUGUUUAGACAAACCAGCAGCUCAGCAGCAGCCACUUUCAAAAUCUGGGAUUGUGUGAUCCUGCUGGUCCCAGUUCUCAUAGGAAUGCUACCAUUGUGAUCCUCAAUCAUAAGAACCUGUUCGGUGAUGAACAGCACUGCAAAUCAUUGAGACAAAGAAGACAUCAUCCACACUGGAAUAUUAAUACAGUCAGAUGGAUGUUUUCAUUAAGGCCACAGUAAUAUUGUGCAGGAGUAAGCUAGCAUUCCCAUUCAUCUCAGUGGCAGGAUGUUGCAGGAUUCCCUGUAAGAAUGUGAUUUUUCAUCUUUGCUGAUGGGCUCACAGAUGUUCUCAUGACUGAUCAGUGACUAAUCAGCCUGGAGCCGCAAGAAAAAUUACAUCAUGGCUUGGCUGACUGGUUAAUGCACCACAAGAAGAAGAAGAUCUCUCACUAGUGACUGUCUGGACUCUGGAGCUGUAAUAUAAGUCAAUUUCACACUUGGAGGCUCCCUUCAAAAACAGUUGGACACUGAACGAUCUACAAUAAUAUAAUUAAAUAUUUGUGACUUAAACAUUGCUUGCAAAUUAUUUUAUUCUUUUAGAAAACACAAUGAAUUGGAGUGGAGAAGGAUGCAUUUUGCAGCCAAAUGGUGUAAUGCAAAUCAGCAAAACCAUAUCUUCAUUUUUCAGCGAGGAGACGGCCAGUCGGCCAGUGGUGGAGGAACUGUGUGCACAGGAAGUUGCUGUGUCAGGAAGGUCUGUCAGUGGAGUAGUAUCGCUUGUGAUGACUGCUUACUAAUGACGUGCUAAAUAGGACAGAGAACCAGAUGGGUUGCAAAACAGCAUUUAGCAACUAAAGCAGUGGAAUUAACUUAUGCUGCCUCACUGGAUUUGUAUUGAGCAAAUUGAGGCUCACACACUGAGCAUUAGAAGUCUCUAUGUGGGAUGUUCCUGUGGCUCUGGUCCCAGAUACUGUCACACAGGCCGAGCACAGCAAUGAGAGGAACGCAGGAUGUGUUGUUCUAGUUUUCUAAAUGGUGUGAAUGUCUCUAAAAGAGAUCUGGAUUGCUGCAUAAAUAUCAGUGCUUUAAGAAGGUGGACCUGCAUCACGUAAAAGCACUGAUUAAUUAAAAUUAAGUAUAUUUUGAAUUAUUCUGGCUUGACUAUUGCAAAUGCUGUCAUGUUUUACUGUCCCAAAAAUCAAUAGAAAUAAAAACA
Molecule: messenger RNA, 2023 nt
Organism: Sinocyclocheilus grahami
Lineage: Eukaryota; Metazoa; Chordata; Actinopteri; Cypriniformes; Cyprinidae
Product: ly6/PLAUR domain-containing protein 6B-like
Exons: 8
Coding region: 431-925 (164 amino acids)
Molecular function (GO): acetylcholine receptor regulator activity
Source: RefSeq, a predicted model, not a curated record